AUGGCAACUACCGCUGACCAAAAGACGGUCCCUGCGUCCAAGUACGACGACUAUGACUUCCCCACCACUGCCCCCGAGGCGAAACCUGGCCACCCUGGCCAUACCACGCCGGAGCAGGAUGCCAAGGUAGAGCAGCUCCGCAGCGAACUCGAGAAGGAGGGCUACACGGAAAGGCUGGAUACCUUGACUCUUCUGCGCUUCUUGCGGGCUCGGAAGUUCGAUGUUGCCGCCUCCAAGGCCAUGUUUGUCGCAACUGAGAAGUGGAGGAAGGAAUUCGGAACAGACGAUCUCGCUCGCACCUUCGAAUACGCUGAAAAGCCGGAGGUUUCUAAGUACUAUGUCCAGUUCUACCACAAGACGGACAAGGAUGGACGACCUGUCUAUAUCGAGAAACUCGGCGGUAUUGAUCUCAAUGCUUUACAGAAGGUUACCACCGACGAGCGCAUGCUGAAAAACCUUGUGACUGAAUAUGAGAAGCUUGCGGACCCUCGGUUGCCCGCUUGCUCGCGAAAGGCCGGAAAACUGCUGGAAACAUGCUGCAGUAUCAUGGAUCUGAAGGGUGCUGGUCUCAUGACCGCCCCAUCUGUGUACAACUAUCUCAGCCGCGCAUCUGGUAUCUCUCAAAACUACUACCCCGAGCGACUGGGGAAGUUGUACCUGAUCAAUGCUCCAUGGGGUUUCAGCACUGUGUUCAGCGUUGUUAAGGGCUUCCUCGACCCUGUCACUGUUGAAAAGAUCCAUGUUCUCGGCUCCGGUUACCAAACAGAGUUGUUGAAGCAGGUUCCCAAGGAGAGCCUCCCUAAGCAAUACGGUGGCACUUGUGAGUGUGAGGGAGGAUGCGAGAACAGCGACAUGGGCCCAUGGCGUGAGGCAGAAUGGGCCAAGGAGCCUAAAUGGGCUCUCCCCAAAACCCAGGAGGACCAGAACGCUAUCAAGAAUGAGGACACUGGUGUCGAAAAGAACGCCGAAGUGCCAGAGGCCGCUCCUCAACCUACUGCAUAG
Molecule: messenger RNA, 1002 nt
Organism: Aspergillus puulaauensis
Lineage: Eukaryota; Fungi; Ascomycota; Eurotiomycetes; Eurotiales; Aspergillaceae
Gene: SEC14
Product: SEC14 family lipid-binding protein
Exons: 3
Coding region: 1-1002 (333 amino acids)
Source: RefSeq, a predicted model, not a curated record